UGGAUGUGAACCACUCAAUUCUGUUAACUUUGAAUUUCAAUUCUCGCCCCAAAAACAUACUCGCCCCAAACUGCUUCUGCUGCUGUCAUUCUAGGUUUUUCAACCACGACACCCGGUCGACUUGGUAUUUCUGCCAGCUCCGUUCUAAUAUCAGCCAGCCCGUGCAACCAUCAGCGAAAUGAGUACUUUUCCGGGUUAUAUUCCCGAGCUGCCCGGUAUUGGGAUCGAUCGGUUCGAUGAGACGGUACGGGACCGGGCCAGAGUGUUUUUCCUCUCGCACUGCCAUGCGGAUCAUAUGGAAGGGCUGUCUACGAGCCAGCCACUGCCCGGUACGCUUUAUAUGAGCCCUCACUCGGCGGUCAUCAUCGGUCAUCGCUACCCGAAGGAAACCGUGUACCUGUUACCGUCCAGUGAGCGAAUCACCUUGUUAAUCACCGCACCGACCGGUGAGAGUACGUACGAGCUGUGCGUACGCACCGUACCAGCGGAACAUUGUCCCGGUUCGGUAAUGUUUUACUUCGAGACAAAAACCGUCCGCGUGCUGUACACGGGAGAUUUCCGGCCAUCUGCCGACAGUAUGGCCGUUAUAAAGCAGGAUCGCAUCCAGCCCGGAAUCAUUUAUCUCGACUCAACCUUCCUCGAAAGGGAAUAUAUGUACUUUCCGACGCGCCAAGAGAGCAUAAACCGCAUCAUAGCGAUCUGUACGCAGUGGCUCGAAGCCGACCAGCGCAACAUCGUGUCACUGUGGCCAGCAGCAACGUACGGUACGGAGGAAUUGUUUCGCCAACUGUACACACAUUUGCACCACCGUAUACACAUCUAUGAGGCCCAGCGCGCAACGUACAACCAUUUUGAAAUGCUUAAAGACGUUUUUACCGACGAUCGGAUGAGUACACGCGUACACGCCUGCAACGGCAAAACGGUGCGGGGCGAAAUAUCCUGCCGUAUAGAGAAGGCGAACCCUAAACACGUACUACUGAUACGGCCGUCUGCAAGAAAGUGGCGCAAUCUGAAGCGUGACGAUCCAUUUUGGUCGGAGGGCAGAAAGAAUCUGUUGUUUGUUUGCUACUCGUCGCAUGCUAGUAGUAUGGAGCUGGUAGAGUUUUUACGCAGCUUUCAGCCUGAAGCAAAAGACAUUCGGUUCAAUGUUGUGGCGGAUGAAACGGAUGCUACUCGGAAGAAGCAAUACCUUCAUUCGCUGCUAUCACCCGAUGAUGGAUGUCAGAUGGAAGAGAACGUACAUGAUGAAACGGAAGCAGUUUAUACCUUGCCGAACAUCGAUUUUGGUGCUAGUGCAUCCAAUGAACCGCCGGAUGAUUGGGAGCAAAGUGCUAUUGCAAAGGAGGACAGCGAUGAAUCGAUGUCACCGCCAUCGAAAACGGCCAGAUACUGUUGACAAAUGUUCGGAUUGAGCCACCUAAUCAGUACAUCUAGUAGUAUUAUGUUCCUUUUGUUAAUUACUGUAUUUCCUCAUUACAUUACAAAACCAGAUACGCUAAGCUAAAGCGAAAUAUAAUCAAAAUGAAUUCACAACUGU
This is a messenger RNA of Anopheles moucheti, 1537 nucleotides long. Its product is annotated as protein artemis-like. The record is from RefSeq and is a predicted model, not a curated record. Gene Ontology annotation, molecular function: damaged DNA binding; 5'-3' DNA exonuclease activity. Gene Ontology annotation, biological process: double-strand break repair via nonhomologous end joining; protection from non-homologous end joining at telomere; interstrand cross-link repair. NCBI's taxonomy places the organism in Eukaryota, Metazoa, Arthropoda, Insecta, Diptera, Culicidae. Bases 179 to 1396 code for a protein of 405 amino acids. The transcript has 2 exons.